Messenger RNA from Formica exsecta, 1091 nucleotides. RefSeq names its product ribosome maturation protein SBDS-like. Bases 192 to 953 code for a protein of 253 amino acids. The transcript is spliced from 2 exons. The record is from RefSeq and is a predicted model, not a curated record. Gene Ontology annotation, biological process: cytosolic ribosome assembly; ribosome biogenesis. Lineage: Eukaryota; Metazoa; Arthropoda; Insecta; Hymenoptera; Formicidae.
AUGGUCGGAGCCAACCCACAUACGAAGAUUCAUCAUGUGUCUCUCAAUCACUCAUCGCGUAAUUUGAUGCAACGGUGUUUGCAACAUCUCAAAGUUUAAAUAGAAAUAAACAAGAAUAUUAUCAAUUAGACAGUUCGAAAUAGCCGAUACGUUGGCUAUGCCAGGUUGAUUUUUCAGAAUUUACUGCAAAAAUGUCGAUAAUAUUUACACCGACGAAUCAAAUAAGACUGACGAACGUUGCUGUCGUUCGCAUGAAGAAAGGUGGCAAGCGAUUUGAAAUUGCCUGUUACAAGAAUAAAGUAAUAUCCUGGAGAAAUAAAUUAGAAAAAGAUAUUGAUGAAGUACUGCAAACGCAUACAAUAUUCACUAAUGUAUCAAAGGGUCAGGUGGCAAAGAAGGAAGAUCUCAUAAAAGCUUUUGGCAUUGACAAUCAGACUGAAAUAUGCCAACAGAUUCUUGCCAAAGGUGAGCUCCAAGUUUCUGAUAAAGAAAGGCAUUCAGCUUUAGAUUCCAUGUUCAAAGAUAUUGCCACAACAGUUGCUAGCAAAUGUAUAAAUCCAGAAACUAAACACCCAUAUCCAGUUUCCAUGAUCGAGAAUGCCAUGAGAGAGGAAAUACAUUUUUCCGUUAAACCUAAUCGGAAUGCCAAACAACAGGCACUAGAUGUCAUCUCGCAAUUGAAAGAAGUGAUGCCUCUGGAACGUGCCCAAAUGCGGCUUAGGAUUGUUAUCCCAGAAAAAGAAGCAAGAAAAUUGAAAGACAAAGUCACUAAAUUAAUAACUAAAUUGGAAAAUGAGACAUGGGACAAUAGAUCAUUAACAAUAAUUUGCUUAAUUGAUCCAGGUCAAUAUAGAGGAAUAGAUGAAUUGAUACGAUCAGAAACAAAGGGUACUGCUUUAUUAGAAUUAGUUAAUUUAAAUGAAGUAAUCGAAGGAGAAGAACUCUUAACAUAAAUAGUAAAUAAUUAACUUUUUUUAAAUCAACUGUUGUUUAUAAAGAUUCUAAUUUAUUAAGUGUAAUUCAAUAUAUGUUGAUACAAUUCUUUGUUAAUAAUAAUAUAGUUAUAAUUAAUAAAGUAAUUUGCUUUUGUA